Messenger RNA from Rhizoctonia solani, 1776 nucleotides. Its product is annotated as alpha/beta hydrolase family protein. Bases 1 to 1776 code for a protein of 591 amino acids. The record is from RefSeq and is a predicted model, not a curated record. NCBI's taxonomy places the organism in Eukaryota, Fungi, Basidiomycota, Agaricomycetes, Cantharellales, Ceratobasidiaceae. The transcript is spliced from 14 exons.
AUGUGGAACCAGCUCACCAUCGCAAGCGCUGCCCUAUGGGGACUAACCAUAUCCGCUGUCAAGGCUACCUAUGCGCCUACGAUUCACUCGCGACAGAGCUCUAACGCGAGCACUAUCUCAUGGUCUGCAUGUCCUGAUAGCAGCAACACGCAGUGCGCGAUCUUUGACGUUCCUAUGGACUACACGAAUCCGGAGAACGGCAAGACGGUGUCGAUAUUCAUGCGCAAGUAUGCUGCCACGGCUCCGGAAGACCAGCGACUGGGAUCGAUUCUGGUCAACCCAGGCGGUCCUGGAGGGUCGGGGACGGCCUAUCUCGCAAUCCGAGGAGAAGAUAUAAGCAUAAUGGUUGACGGCAGAUACGAUAUUAUUAGCUUCGACCCUAGAGGCGUAAACCUCACCGGGCCGCCCACCGCAUGUUAUGAUACCGAAUACAAGUUUGCUCAGAGGAUGUAUCAACUUAAUGCACAAGAAGCACCGUUCCCGCAUAUCGGCGGUGCAGGCGAGAUCGCCCAUGUCGCAAAGCUCUCCGCCAUCCAGUCCACCCAUCCAAAAGCAUGCACUGAGAACGGAAACCAUGACAUGCUUACGAACUCGGGGACUGUCGCCGUUGCGAAAGACAUGGAGAGGAUCGUCCAGGCUCUAGGCGAGGAUGGGUUAAACUUCCUUGGGUAUUCCUAUGGGUCUAUUCUAGGUGCUACGUUCGCUGCCAUGCGACCGCAUCUCGUGAAGCGCAUGGUGCUGGACGGCAUCUCGGAUGCAGAGGUAUACUACAAAAAUGUCCUUGAGUGGGGGAGAACAUGUAUACAAGAUACUCACAAGACGAUCGCAGGCUUUGUGUCUACGUGCAUCGAAGCCGGGCCAACAGAGUGCGCGCUGGCUUCAAGGAAGGACAACAAGACCGAGACAGUGGAAGGUCUGACGAAGCGGAUCGACGCGCUGUACACGAAGCUGGGAAAGGAGCCGCUGGUUGUUGGGGACUCGGUGACUGGGCCUGGUAUCAUACAAGCCAACAGCGUGCAGUCUGUGGUAUUUUCCUAUGCAUAUACCCCCGUAUUGUGGAAACAGCUAGCCACAGAGCUCGCCCUUUUGGAGCAAGGGGAUGGACGUGAUUUUUAUCCCCUACUUAAUAGCUUUAUUUAUGGGGUUUUACCGGAACCUUACACACAGAACGUAUUCAACCGCUCGAUGCAAAGGUUAGGUGGGACCGGGGAGGCACAGUAUCCGGUGCUAUGUGGUGACUCUCCACGACUAAACGUUACGGUCGAAGAGUAUGCCGACUACUUUCGUGACAUGGGAAAGAAUAACUCCACGGGUGAGCCAGUGGCACUCAUAGUAGGGGGAUGUCGCGACUGGCCGUUUCGCGCAACCGAGAGAUAUACGGGCCCGUGGUCUGUCGACAAGGGACUCAAUAAGACAAGAUUCCCGAUCUUGCUUGUUAGCACGGAUGCGGAUCCUGUGACACCACUGCCAUCGGCACUAAAGAUGAACCGGGCAUUUGGGAGCGAGUCUAGCACUUUAUUGAUUCAACACGGGUUCGGACAUCCCUCGUAUUCGCACCCGUCUCUCUGCACGGUCAAAAACGUUCACGACUACUUUGUCAACGGCAUUGUACCCAAGAACGGAACUCACUGCACGUCAGAGCCGGGGUAUAUCUACCCAACGAACAGCACACGGUCGAAGCGCUCAGCGCUGAGCAAGCGAGAUGCCAAGCUGCUGGAAGCUGUGGAGAGGCUGGGGCUGAGACAUGCUAAGUCUGGAAUGAUACCUGGUAUCUGA